Molecule: messenger RNA, 954 nt
Organism: Podarcis muralis (Common wall lizard)
Lineage: Eukaryota; Metazoa; Chordata; Lepidosauria; Squamata; Lacertidae
Source: RefSeq, a predicted model, not a curated record
AUGUUGAUUUUAAAUUUCCCUAAUCAAACAGUGAUCACAGAAUUUAUUCUCCUGGGAUUUGGGAACCUUCAUGAGCUAAGAAUGCCUACAUUUGUAAUAUUUCUUGUGGUCUACAUAGUAACAUUAAUGGGGAAUAUAAUGAUCACAGCGGUUGUGUUAACUGACCACAGCCUUCAUACCCCCAUGUACUUCUUCCUGGGAAACCUCUCUUUCUUGGAAAUAUGGUACACCACUAGUGUGGUUCCGAAGAUGCUGAAAACAUUACUGACUGCCCAUGAGGCCAUUUCCUUCUCAGCUUGUCUCCUCCAGUUUUACAUCUUUGGCUCACUGGCAGUUACCGAGUGUUUUCUUCUAGCAGCAAUGUCCUAUGAUCGCUAUGUAGCCAUAUGCCAACCACUGCACUAUGGAAACUUAAUGAACUUCAGAGUGUGCGUUCAGCUAGCGAUAGGGUCAUGGGUUGGUGGGUUUAUUUCCUUAUUUGUCACCAUGCCAAUGGUUUCUGUGCUGCCUUUCUGUGCCUCUAAUAAGAUUGAUCAUUUCUUCUGUGAUUUGGCACCUGUGGUUAAACUUGCCUGUGGAGACACACGACUGGUGAGAAUCCUUUCUUUCCUUAUUGCUUCUCUUGUAUCCUUCUCUCCAUUCCUUCUUACCAUUCUGUCAUACUGUAAAAUCAUCUCCACCAUCCUCAAGAUCCCAUCUGCCAAAAGCAAACAAAAAGCCUUUUCCACCUGCUCCUCACAUCUCAUUGUGGUUACAGUGUUCUAUGGGACACUGAUGGUGGUGUAUGGUGUACCUACAACAACUUGGUAUCCCAACUUAAGCAAAGUCUUUUCUGUGCUCUAUAUAGUUGGGACACCAAUGGUCAAUCCUAUUAUAUACAGCCUGAGGAACAAGGAUGUCCAGAAUGCAUUGAGGAAACUGUUGACUAGAAAUCCUGCACUGGCAUGUGAAUGA